AUGGACCUCCAGUCGUUGCGGCGAUUUUGGGGGCAGUGGGAGAUCCGUGUGCUGCUCAUCGUCAGCCUGUGGCUGCAGAUCUUCCUCCUGUUGGCCGGCGGCUUGCGCAAGCGCAGUGUCACCACCUGGCUGCGCAUGCUUCUGUGGCUGGCCUACCUGCUCGCGGAUUCCAUCGCCAUCUACACGCUGGGUAACCUGUCGCAGAACCAGAAGCACAGCGGCUCUCUUGACCAAGAGAUGCAUCUGUUAGCCUUUUGGGCUCCCUUCCUCAUCCUGCACCUCGGUGGCCAGGACACCAUCACCGCGUUCGCCAUCGAGGACAACGAGCUGUGGCUUCGCCACCUGCUGAGCCUCGUCUCUCAGGUUGCUCUCGCGGUGUAUGUGUACUGGAAAUCUCGGCCAACCGGCGCCGGCCUCCUGAUACCGGCGAUCAUUAUGUUCGUGUCAGGUGUCAUCAAGUACGGCGAGAGGACGUGGGCGCUCAAGUCGGCGAGCAUGAGCAGUUUCCGGAGCUCGUUGCUGACGCCGCCGGAUGCUGGACCCAGCUACGCCAAGUUCCUCGAGAUGUACCAGUCGGCCAUUGAUUCGGGCCUGCACGCCCAUAUCGUUAUCGUGCCGGAAGAGCCCUGCGACGGUGGCGUGCAAGUCGAAGAAGAGAGGAUCCGGUACCGGGAUCUUGUUUACACGUCGUACAAGUUCUUCGAGACCUUCCGGCGACUCUUCGUGGACUUGAUCCUGAGCUUCCAGGAUCGCGCCGACAGCCUCGCCUUCUUCCGGAAGCUCAAGAUGGAUCAGGCGUUCAAGGUGGUUGAGAUCGAGCUGAUGCUCAUGUACGAAUCCUUCCAUUCCAAGUGCGUGGUGAUCCAUGGCCCAGUUGGCCGCAUCCUCCGUGUGUUCACUCUCGCGGCGCCAGCGGUGUCGCUGGUGGUCUUUGCAGCGUGGGAGGACAAGCGAGGUUACAAGAAGGUCGACAUUGUCAUCUCAUAUGUGCUCCUGGGAGGUGCUUUUUUGCUGGAGACUUACGCGAUCCUCCUGAUGAUCGUUUCUCCAUGGAGCUAUGUCUACAUGCGAGACAAGCAGGGAGAUGGUUGGUCAGCAAGGGCGGACAAACUGUUUGGCUGGCUAAGUUUCUUCCAGCCGGAGAGAAGGCCGAGGUGGUCAAACCAGAUGGCGCAGUACAACUUGCUAACCUACUGUCUCAAGGACAAACCUCGAUGGUACACAAGAGCAAUGGAGGAGUUGGAGUGGAAGCACAACAUCCGUCUCAAGACGAUGUGGGACAGCUUCUGGUACACAAAUCACACGGAUGUGUCCUUGGUACUCAAAAAUCUCAUCUUCCAGCAGCUCAAGGAGAAGGCAAACAGCACAUCAGAUCCAUUGAGCUACCGUCAGUUUGGCGAGCACCGUGGGCAGUGGAUACUCCAGCGCAACGGCUGCUACCAGCAACUUGGGUGGAGCGUUGAGCUAGAGUUCGACGAGAGCAUGCUCCUGUGGCAUAUAGCUACGGACUUGUGCUACUACGGCGAGCGUAGAGAUAAUCACGACUUCAGCGAGAGCGACGGCGCCACCUCUGGAGGCUGCUUCUGGUCCUACGAGGAUUUCAAUGGUCUGUGGAGCUUCAUCGAGGUGGAGUAUCGUCCAUUGCAAUCACUGAGCAAGCAGAUCUCGAAUUACAUGCUCUUCCUUCUUGUGAUGCGGCCUUUCAUGAUGACGGCCACCAUCGGGCAGAUCCGCUUUGGUGACACCUGCGCCGAAGCCAAAAACUUUUUCCACCGAGGGGCCGACGACGACCUCACUGAGGUACAGGGAGCGGAGAUGCUUUCCGCUGUGCAGACCAACAACAUCAGGCCGCGGGACGUAAAAGGGGACAGGAGCAAGUCUGUGUUGUUCGACGCGUGCCGGCUGGCGGAGGUGCUACGGAGCCUGCAUCCCCAGGCGAAGCGAUGGAGGGUCAUUUCUGGCGUUUGGGUGGAGAUGCUGUGCUAUGCCGCCGGCAAGUGCCGGGGCAACUUCCACGCCAAGCAGCUAAGCCAGGGAGGAGAGUUGCUUACCGUCGUGUGGUUGCUCAUGGCGCACUUCGGUAUUGGGGAGCAGUACAGAGUAGAGUCUGGCCAUGCUAGGACCAAGAUCGUCAUUGAAACCUGA
Molecule: messenger RNA, 2145 nt
Organism: Lolium rigidum
Lineage: Eukaryota; Viridiplantae; Streptophyta; Magnoliopsida; Poales; Poaceae
Exons: 1
Coding region: 1-2145 (714 amino acids)
Source: RefSeq, a predicted model, not a curated record